AUGGUCUACUACUUCACAAGCAAUGUGACGUCCCCGUCGGCGUACAUCUACAUGGGCAAGGACAAGGUCGAAAACGAGGACUUGAUCGCAUACGGCUUCGAAGAGGAUGUCUGGUUCCACGUCGACAACCUUUCCAGUGCUCACGUCUACGUCCGUCUCCCUGAUGGAGAGUCAUGGGAGGACAUUCCCAAGCUGCUCUUGGAAGACUGCGCUCAGUUGACAAAAGCAAACUCGAUCGAGGGCAACAAGAAGGACAACAUCACAAUCAUCUACACCCCGUGGUCAAACCUGAAGAAAGAUGGCAGCAUGGCCACUGGCCAGGUCGGCUUCAAGGAUCAAAAGAAGGUCAAGCGCGUCUAUGUCGCCAAACGCGAGAACCCCAUCGUCAACCGCCUGAACAAGACAAAGGUCGAAAAGUUCCCAGACUUUAGACAAGAGAAGGAAGACAGGGCUAAGGAGCUACGAAAGAAGGAUCGUUCGGUCAUUGCUGAAAGAGCAAAGGAAGAAGCUCGUAUUGCACGAGAGAGGAAAGAGUUGGCAUACCAGAGGGACCACGCCUACGACGACUGGAAUCAGGAGGAGCAGGUCAUGGCCUCCAGUAACCAGAACCGCGAUUCGGACUGGGAGGACGAUUUCAUGUGA
This is a messenger RNA of Aureobasidium namibiae CBS 147.97, 642 nucleotides long. RefSeq names its product DUF814-domain-containing protein. The transcript is spliced from 5 exons. Bases 1 to 642 code for a protein of 213 amino acids. NCBI's taxonomy places the organism in Eukaryota, Fungi, Ascomycota, Dothideomycetes, Dothideales, Saccotheciaceae. The record is from RefSeq and is a predicted model, not a curated record.